AUGCUGAAUUCAAAAUAUAUUUUUCCGGAAGAUGACAUCGAAAUAGAUAGAUUACAAAUGCAACAUUAUUUAUUUCGACAUAUAUUUUAUGGAAAUUUUUCUGCUCCGGUAGAAGAUAUGCUUAAACAAGGUGGUCGGGUAUUAGAUAUAGGAUGUGGACCAGGAACAUGGGUUUUAGAAAAUAGUUGUGAUUUUUCCCGAUCCGAAUUUUACGGAAUUGAUAUUGCGCCAAUGUUUCCAAGCAUGAUUAAACCACGAAAUGCGCAUUUUAUACAAGCGAAUAUUCUUGAUGGUUUACCAUUUGACGAUAAUUAUUUUGAUUUCAUACAUUUGGGAUUCUUAUCUGCGUGUUUUUCUGAAGAAAAUUGGACCACUCAAGUAAUUCCAGAAUGCAUCCGUGUAUGUAAAUCUAAUGGCUGGAUUGAAUUUUAUGAAAGUGAUGGUGCCGCAUUUAAUGGCGGUCCAUGUUAUACUCAAGUCGUGGAAUCUUUUAGACAAGAAUUUUCUACAAUGGAUUUAAAUAUAAGAGCUGCAAUACUCUACAAAGAUUGGCUUCUUAAAGAACCAAACCUAACAAACGUUCAGGAGGAAGUCAAAAAGCAAUCCAUUGGCAAUUGUGAUUGUCUUGCAAUGAUCAUGAAAGAGUGCUUAAAAAUUCUCUUUCAAACUUUGGCUCCACGUCUCGCUAAGAAUUUAGGAAUAAGCGUGAAUGAAUUUGAAAAAAUGUUACAGGAUGUUCAUGAAGAAUACGACAAAUAUGGAACUUACAUGAAUUUUUACAGGGUCUAUGCACAAAAAGUAUAG
Messenger RNA from Dentiscutata heterogama, 804 nucleotides. The record is from the annotation of a GenBank genome assembly. Lineage: Eukaryota; Fungi; Glomeromycota; Glomeromycetes; Diversisporales; Gigasporaceae.